Molecule: messenger RNA, 1474 nt
Organism: Anguilla rostrata (American eel)
Lineage: Eukaryota; Metazoa; Chordata; Actinopteri; Anguilliformes; Anguillidae
Gene: fnta
Product: farnesyltransferase, CAAX box, subunit alpha
Exons: 9
Coding region: 76-1200 (374 amino acids)
Biological process (GO): protein geranylgeranylation; protein farnesylation
Cellular component (GO): CAAX-protein geranylgeranyltransferase complex; protein farnesyltransferase complex; cytoplasm
Molecular function (GO): CAAX-protein geranylgeranyltransferase activity; protein farnesyltransferase activity
Source: RefSeq, a predicted model, not a curated record
CUGGCCCCUCCUCCUACCCUCUUCAGUUCAUGUGUACGCUUUAUGGCUGACUGUCUUAGACGGACGUGAAGGAACAUGUCGGGAAUAGCAGAAAUGUCUGAAGAAAUUUCGGAAUUGAAAGAACCUAAACCAAGCGGGGAAGAGGGCGAUGAGGAGCCAGAGAUUGACGAUGUUAGCUACGAACACCAAGGCGGAUAUGUGUUUUACAGGCCUUUCUGUCAAUCUCAUUACAGGGACAGGAAAGAGUGGGCUGACCUUGUACCAGUUCCACAGGAUGACGGCCCCAAUCCCAUUGUGAAGAUAGCAUAUUCAGAGAAAUUCACUGAUGUGUAUGACUAUUUCCGAGCACUGCUGAAGAAAGAUGAAAAAAGUGACAGGGCAUUCACACUGACAGCUGAAGCAAUCGAACUCAAUGCUGCCAAUUACACUGUAUGGCACUACCGUCGAGUGUUACUACAGGCCUUGGAAAAAGAUUUGAGAGAGGAGAUGCGUUAUAUUACCACCAUCAUUGAGGACCAACCCAAAAACUACCAAGUCUGGCACCAUAGACGCAUGGUAGUAGAGUGGCUGAAUGACCCCUCCGAGGAACUGGAGUUUAUCGCAGACAUCCUCAACCAGGACGCCAAGAACUACCAUGCUUGGCAGCAUCGACAAUGGGUUAUCCAGGAAUAUAAACUAUGGGAUAGUGAGCUGGAGUAUGUGGAGCAGCUGUUGGAGGAGGAUGUGCGGAAUAAUUCUGCAUGGAAUCAGAGGCAUUAUGUCAUAUCCCACACCACAGGGUACUCCGACCCUGUUGUACUGGACAGAGAAGUGCAGUACUGUUUAGAGCAAAUCAAGAAGGCUCCGCACAAUGAGAGUGCCUGGAACUAUCUCAAAGGUAUCCUGCAGGACCAUGGGCUGUCUUCCUACCAAGGGCUGUUGGAGCAGGUGCUGCAGCUCCAGAAGUGUCAUAGCUCAGCCUAUCUGACUGCCUUUCUGGUGGACAUCUAUGAAGACAUGUUGGAGUGUACUGGUGACCACCGAGAGAAGAAUCUAUUCAAAGCCUUGGAGCUUUGUGAUGUCCUGGCUGGAGAGAUGGACCCCAUACGCAGCGAGUACUGGAAAUACGUGGCCCAGUCCCUGCAACACAAGUAUGGCACUAACUACAGUGCUGGCAACCCUCCCUCAUCCAAGGAAUCGCAGAAGACUGCCAAUGACUGACAGAAAGGAACCGUGCUUUGCCCCUCCCUGCACCUGCUGGCACAUUUCUUCUCAGCAGUACUGAGUUUUGUUAUCCCUUAUGCAAGACUAAAUAAUGUAUUUUAGUCCAAGCAUUUUCUGUCAUAUUUUCUAUGGUAAAUUAUGUCUGUGGCUGUUGAAGAUGCUUGAAGAUUGAAAUGUUGCCAAUAUACUGUACAGCAAAGCUCUGCAUUGCUUAGACUGUAAUGUAUUUUUUACUCUAGCACUCAUAAUAAUAAAAUGGUAUAAAUCAUUA